AUGCCACCACUGAAUCAAGACUCGGAUGAUGAGAUCGUUGUGAUCUUUCCGAACAACGGGAUCCUGCCAUUUGAUAACCUGCAGACUGACACGGAGCUCAAUGAGGUUUAUGGGCUGGUUCCGCCAUUUGACAUGGGCGUGAGUUAUCAGGCGAAGAUUCGGAAAUGUGGAUCAUACUCAUCUCCGUGCCCCAUCUCAGGCAAUUGGUUCGCAGGUGCAAUAAAACGGCAUCGAACGUUAGAGAUGAAGGCUUCAAGGACCGGCGUAUCCCUAGACAUAUCCCGCGCUCUGGACCUUCCCGUUGAACUUCUCCUCGAGAUCUUUGAAUUCCUUCACCCUAUCGACCUUUAUUCUGUUGUGCGCUCAUCGAAGAAACUGAGGGCCAUUCUCCUGAAUCGGCGGGCAUCGGCUGUGUGGAAGGAGGCGUUUAGGGACUCUGCUGAUGUUCUGCCGCCGUGUCCUCAGGAUGUGUCUGAACCCCAAUGGGCUUCGAUGUUGUUUGGCCCGGCGACGUGUGAUGAUUGUGGAAGGAAGGGUGCCAUGAUCGAUUUUCACCUACAAUGGCGGCUUUGUCAGUUCUGCAUGGGUCCUUCUGAAUUAUACAGGAUGCCAUACCCUUUAUUUUACCCAACUGAGUUGAAAUAUGACGAAGAGCCCAAAUAUUUGAUGCGGGAUAUCUGGAAGAUGAAUGUGAAGUUUUCCACUUUUAUCUCGGAUCUCGAAACUCCUGGGGUAGAAGAAGCGUUUGAGGAAUUUCAGCGCUUUGUAAUCGACAAAGCGAGUCGUCGCCUUGAAGUAAAAUACGCUCGUCCUUGUCAAAAUCGUUGUGUUGAUGUCAUUGUACAGGAUGCAAAGAAGGCCAACGCGUAUAUGGUGCGGAUGGCCACACAGGUUUCGGAAGAACAGGCGGAACAGAUGAAAAGAUUGAUUGCUCACCAUACUUUUGUCCUUUUACGACGCGGCCACGAUCAAGUGGAUCUAAAUUUUGCAUCAGCCGAGCUUCUUGGUCGAUAUUCGUACAGUGAAAGAUUCAAGGUCAAUUACGGUUCUUUUAAAAAACUUGCUCUUGACGUCUUAUACAUUUCCGAGGCCCACAAGGUUCGAAGGACACUUCCUCCCAUUUCGUGGUCACAUUUACCAAAUGAGGCUGUGUUCUUGGAGGAAAGUCCAUUUGCGGUUUUCAUUGCUUCGGAAUCAAACGAAAUUGGACAGCUGCCAGAAGGGUCGGUGCAAUCUGACCUGGUACCUUUCCUCAGUUCUUGGAUGCAAGCCCGAGAAAGCGAAAUCUACGCCAAUCCCUACGCUAGGAUGGCAUCACCAAAUAACACGAAUUUGGAACUCGCCGUCAAUGUUUUCGUCUGUCCCAUAUGCGAUAUUGUCGGGACGACACGCCACACUUCGGUCUUGAUCGGCUUGAAAGACCUGCGCUCUCACUUUAGAUGCCUUGAAUCACCGGACGCGCUCAACUUCAACUUUAGCUUUGAGGGACUAGCUUGCGUGCUCACAUUAGUUGGUCUUUUGGAUAUGGACCCGGCAACGGCAACUGUGGAUGAUCUAGACGCAAGGGACGCUCGGUUUUUCUGUGAGACUUGCGAAAUAUCACGGAAUGGGGGGGUCUCUGGCAAACAGGCUUUGACAUGGCGGGAAUGUAUCUCUCAUGUUAACGAUCGGAAAUUGUUGCCAGACGGGGGAGGCCAUCGCCUUGCAUCUUGGGCGCUUCUAACGACAGAGGCAACGGAAUCUAUCAGAAGACGUGAACAACCCUACCCGAAUCCCGGGGACCAUAUCUGGUGUUGUAACCACUGUCCUGAACACUACGACGACGCCACGACAAAGACAAAGGCACUCCGCCAUGCAACGGAAGAACGACAUUUGAUCCCUCCCCGAAAGCCUAUUUGUGUCGGAUACGAUCCACCAGAGAUUUAUCAAUGUGGAAAAUGCCCAGACACGAUCAACCGUCUCUGGCAGAUCGACCGUCUCAAACGUCAUUUGCUCGAUAAACAUCAACUUACGAACCCAGGUCCGAGUGACUGGAGAGUGGUGAAAAUCGUAGAGAAGGCUUUGCAAAUCCACCUUCAUUCCCUGUGCCCUCAACGACUCCACCUGGGCAAGGCCAACGAUCUCAUCGAUACUCUCAUCAUAGCUGUGAACCGCAACUGA
Laccaria bicolor S238N-H82 is the source of this 2160-nucleotide messenger RNA. RefSeq lists its product as uncharacterized. The record is from RefSeq and is a predicted model, not a curated record. Gene Ontology annotation, molecular function: protein binding. Bases 1 to 2160 code for a protein of 719 amino acids. NCBI's taxonomy places the organism in Eukaryota, Fungi, Basidiomycota, Agaricomycetes, Agaricales, Hydnangiaceae. The transcript is spliced from 13 exons.